AAUAUGCCGGAAAUCUUAGGUCGGGGCCCAUCCAUGUGAAACUGGUUUCAAUUCCAACUCAAUCGGAAACACCCCAUUUAAUCAAUGGGGGUAGAGCGUAUCUUGUCUAUCUGGAAUACACGUAAGUAGUGAUAUUUGGGGGAAAACAAGAGGUGGUUGGUUUUUGCGCCGCUGCAUCAGGCCGUGAUAGGUCUUUGAUGUGUAUCAUGAUUAUAGGGCACAUGUUGUAACACGCCUGAAAUCAAGAAACAAAUCGGUGUUCAUAACAGGGGGAAAAUGGAGGGUGGGUAGGAAGGAGAACUUGUUUUGAGGCAUUAGAAAUGAACUGGUAUCUGUCAACAAUGGAGGUUCGGAGGUGCUUGGGUUUAUUACUUUGGUGGGUGUUCAUGUUUUUUGGGUUGGUGUUCGUUGGCUGCCUUGGGCAGACGGAUGCCUCAGAUUCGAAGGUGAUGUUGGAGCUCAGAAAUGGCUUGAAGGAUGCAGAAUCUAAGUUGGGUUGGAAGGGAUUGGAUCCCUGUAGUUGGGUAAGUGUGUCAUGCUCUAAUGGCAGGGUUGUGGGGAUUCAGAUGCAAAACAAAGGUGUUGAAGGAGAGCUUCCUUCAGAUUUUAAUAAGUUAACCGCCUUGAGCAACAUUGGCUUCCAGAACAACCUGUUAAGUGGUGCAUUGCCCACCUUUAAGGGCAUGAGUGCUCUGCAGUAUGCUUUUCUCAAUGGCAACAAAUUUUCAUUCAUUCCGCCUGAUUUUUUCUCUGGGCUGAAAAGUUUGGAAGUCAUUGCGCUCGAUGAAAACCCUUUGGCUCCUUGGUUGAUCCCUGACAACGUUAAAGAGGCUGUGAAUCUGGCAAACUUUACGGCUAGCUAUGCCGGAAUUGUGGGUUCGAUUCCUGAGUUUUUGGGCGACUCGCUGGCCAAUUUGCAGGUUUUAAGCCUCGCCUUCAACAAUUUAACGGGACCUAUUCCAAAAAGUUUCUCCAGUUCGAUUAUUGCGACGCUGUGGCUGAAUAACCAGGUGGGUUCUAAGCUGUCUGGGGCGAUUGAUGUAGUGGCUGGAAUGAGCUCUCUUUCGCAGCUGUGGCUUCAGUCCAAUGAGUUUACAGGCCCCAUUCCCGACCUCACCAAGCUGACGGCUCUACAGGAUCUCCGUCUGCGGGACAAUCAGUUAACUGGGGUCGUUCCUUCUACUCUGAGCAGCCUUCCUUCGUUGGGCAACAUUUCGCUGAUCAACAAUGCCUUGCAAGGGCCUUAUCCCUUUUUUCCCAAUACUGUAGGCGCGGUGAUUGGAACCGCCACCGAAAACAGCUUCUGUCUCCCUGCUCCUGGAAAAUGCGAUGCAAGGGUCAAUAUUUUGCUGGAGUUCGCCAAUGGCGUAGGGUAUCCUUAUAGUUUUGCUUCUAAUUGGAAAGGAAAUGAUCCUUGUAAUAGCUGGAUAUAUGUAAGAUGUGACUCUGCGGGGAAUGUUAUUGUGUUGAGUAUGGGUAGGUUAGGGUUAAGCGGUAUCAUUUCGCCUGCACUGGCGGAGCUUGCGUCUUUGAAGACUUUGCUAUUGGGGAACAAUAAUUUAACCGGGGAAAUACCCAGCGAGCUUGCUUCGUUGCCCAGUUUGCAAAAAUUGGAUUUGAGUAACAAUAAUUUGACAGGCAAUGUUCCGAAAUUCAGAGAUGGGGUGGUUGUGAUCAUGAAUGGAAAUCCACAGUUGGGGACAAAUUCAGGUUCAGGUGGUGCGGACGCUCCUUCUGCUCGUACGCCUAGUACGCCCAGUGGGUCUCCAGGUGCUUCGAACAAAACCAGUGAGGGUGGAGGAGGUUCUGGUGGUGUGGAGAAAAGAAAGGGCUCCUCCUCUAUGGGUACCGUUGUGGGUUCGGUUGUAGGUGGGCUUGUUGGACUUGGCAUAAUUGUGGGUGGUUUAGGCUUAUGUUUACAUAGAAAGAGAAAAUCUGGAUCUGGGCGGGUGAGAAGCCCAAAUACAAGAGCAUCAGUGUUUAGUGUUAAUCUUCAACCUCAAGGCUCUGGGUCGGAUCCGGAGAUGCUUAAGACCACAAGCUUGAACUCCACAAUGACCCGUGGUGGCGAUUCGUCUAGCAGUGGACCUAGCGAUGUACACAUGGUGGAAGCAGGCAAUAUGAUUAUUUCAAUCCAGAUUCUUCGCAGCGUUACCAAUAAUUUCAGCGAGGAGAAUGAGCUUGGACGUGGUGGGUUUGGGGUUGUCUACAAGGGGGAGCUGCAUGAUGGGACCAAGAUUGCAGUGAAGAGAAUGGAAGCAGGGGUUAUGAGCAACAAAGGUUUUAAUGAAUUCCAGGCAGAGAUUGCUGUUCUCACCAAGGUCCGCCAUAGGCACUUGGUUGCAUUGCUUGGCUACUGCAUUGAGGGCAGUGAGAGGCUUCUGGUUUAUGAAUACAUGCCGCAAGGUCCUCUCAGUCGGCAUUUGUUUGAGUGGGAAAAACACAAUCUUAAACCGAUGCCUUGGACAAAUAGACUCAUUGUCGCGUUGGAUGUUGCCAGAGGGGUAGAGUAUCUUCACAGCUUGGCACAAAAGAGUUUCAUUCAUAGAGAUCUCAAGCCAUCUAACAUACUUCUUGGGGAUGACAUGAGAGCUAAAGUCUCAGACUUUGGGCUUGUCAGGCUUGCACCCGAAGGAAAGUACUCCAUUGAAACCAGAUUGGCUGGCACUUUUGGCUAUCUUGCACCUGAAUAUGCUGUAACCGGUCGUGUAACAACAAAAGCUGAUGUUUUCAGCUUUGGAGUGAUACUCAUGGAGCUGAUCACAGGAAGAAGAGCUCUUGAUGAAUCACAGCCUGAGGAGAGCAUGCAUCUAGUCACAUGGUUUAGACGAAUGCAUAUCAACAAAGAAACAUUCAGAUCUGCCAUUGACAGUGCCUUAGAAGUUUCAGAGGAGACUCUGAAGGGCAUUUUUACUAUUGCAGAACUUGCAGGGCACUGCACUGCACGAGAACCCUACCAGCGCCCAGACAUGGGUCAUGCGGUUAAUGUGCUAUCUCCUCUGGUUGAGCAAUGGAAACCGACAGAUGCAGAGAACGAGGAUUAUUAUGGAAUAGAUUUGGACAUGACUCUUCCUCAGGCACUGAAAAAAUGGCAGGCGUUUGAGAAUUCUAAUAUGGAUGAUUCCGUAACAAGCAUGGACAAUACCCAAUCGAGUAUUCCCACUAGACCGGCUGGCUUUGCGGAUUCCUUUACCUCCACUGAUGGUCGAUAGGCGGACCUUAUUCCCAGGCUAUGCAGUAUGAGUUAAAGCAGAGUCAGAUGGUGCUUCCAGAAUUCUGGUUAUGCCCAGUGUGUGAGAAUCAGCAUAGGACUUUUUAUCCUAGAAAGUCUGUUCAAGGUUCUGGUUUUUCUGGGUCAAAGAAGCUUGAUACAAUUUUUGAUAUUUUAGAAGACUUCUCAUUUCAAUCAGUUGGAAAUAUGUACACAAGAAGAAAAGCAAGAUGAUGAGGAUAGCUACAGCCACCUCAAGAUUGAUGCAUAAUGGAUGCAUCAUGCCUCAUGCCUCAUGUAUCAAUGAAGGCUUACAUUUGGGAACACCUGUGGUGGUAGCAUCUUAUGGCAGGGGCUACAUUUAGCUCAGUUCCUGCGAACUGUUUCCAAUGUAGGCUUGAAAUUGUACAGCGAUUUCCGUAUCCAAGGAGAAUUUUAUCAGAGUCCGAAUGUGCAAUCAGAUUGAUUUGUUUUUACCGUUUUAUUAAGAGUUUUAUCCAGCGGAAGGUUUAUCAGGAAUCAGGGUAGUGUUUGCAUGAAUAUCAACUUUUAAGUUAGUAAAAUGCUGGUUACCUCGCAUGUAACUUUGAUAUUUUUUGUGGAUGUAGAAAGGAUAAGCUCAGAGUCCAUCUUUAGUUUUGUUAUUUUUUGAAUCAUCAAACUCUACCUUGUCAAUGAAAUCUUAUUUAUAAUAGGAAAAUGCAUUCCAUCU
Molecule: messenger RNA, 3923 nt
Organism: Cryptomeria japonica (Japanese cedar)
Lineage: Eukaryota; Viridiplantae; Streptophyta; Pinopsida; Cupressales; Cupressaceae
Product: receptor protein kinase TMK1
Exons: 2
Coding region: 321-3212 (963 amino acids)
Biological process (GO): protein phosphorylation
Molecular function (GO): protein binding; protein kinase activity; ATP binding
Source: RefSeq, a predicted model, not a curated record